AGGACGGAGCGGGGCGCGGGCGCGGGCGCGCUGCCGCCGGGCGCGCCGCGGCCCAUGGCCGCGGCGCUCGGGCCCGAGUCCACCCUGGUGGCGGUCGAGGUGGCGGAGCAGGUGAGGGCCUACGACGAGCGCUUCCUGCACGGCUCCCGCGCGCUGGCGGCUGGGCACGCCGGCGCGGCCGAGGCCCAGGCUCAGGCCUUUGGCCGCCGCGACGGCACCGGCGUCGAGGCGGUGCACGACGUCAUGCCCGCGGAGCGCGAGGCCUUUGAGCGCUUGGUGGCCGAGGCGGCGCGCGGCAAGCGCCUCGAGGGUACCGGCCUGGAGGAGCCGCUGCUCGUGCUCGAUUUUGGCUGCGGGGACGGCCGGUACCUGCGGCAGUACCUGCGGACCGCGGAGGCCCUGGGCAGCAGGGGUGACGGAAGGCCCGGCUGCAGGCUCCAGGUCGUCGCCUACGACGUCUCGGUGGAGGCGUUGCGCAGCUUCUCCUCGCGCGCACGAGCGGCCGGCCUGUCCGAUGCGUCCGAGGCGGCGGCGGCGCCCUCGCCCGAGCCACCGGGGUGUCCGGGCUCGGAGCGGCGCGGGCUCGUGGCGCUGCGGGGCGCGCAGCUCGAGGUUGAGUUUGCGCUGGGCGGCGGGGGCAUGGAUGUGCACACCGUUGAGGGGCUCCUGCGGGCACGCCACGAGCUCUACGACGUGAUCGUGGUGGGCUGGGGCACUCUGUCGUGCAUCCCAAACACGCCCUCUCUGAGCGCCAUGGGGCUUCUCGAGCUCUUUGCGCGCGCCGGCCGGCACGUGAUGAACGUGGCCUCGACCACGAACAACCACGUCCGCUUCCAGCGCGAGUACGCGGCCCGCCGCCGCGCCGCCGCAGAGACGGACUUGCCAGAGGCGCGGGCGUGGCUGCAGGGUCUCCUGGGCCUGGCGACGUUCGAGGGCUCCUAUUACUACCCGGUCGACACCGGGCAGCGCAUGUUCUACGCGGCCGUCACGGCAGAGCAGGAGGUGGCGCGACUCGCGGCCGCCGGGUUCGUCGGCGUGGAGGUGCGCAUAUGCAACAUCAUCAACUUCUUCGACAUCCUCACCAAGCCGCGGGCGGCGAGGCUGGACGCCGCGGUGGCGCGGCUGCUGCAGCGGGGGGACCUGUGGGGCGCGCAGCUGCUGCUCUCGCGCGGCGUGGCCCGCGCGCUGGAGCGGCCGUUGUCGCAGCUGCGGACGAGCAGCUGCAUCUUCGACGCCUCCUCCCCGCUGGCGUCGACUGCCCAGGUGGCGAGGUACUUCAUCUCAACGGGCAGAGGGACAAGCCCCGCUCGAGGCCGAAGACCAGGAGCGGCCCCCACGGGCGAGGCCACCUCUUGCGCCGCGGAGCCUGCCGACGAAAGUGUGGCCCCGCCCGCCACCCCUGUCCUCGCGUGCAAGCGCGAGAUGGUCCUCCUCCUCCUCCUCCUCCUCCUCUUCCUCCUCCUCCUCCUCCUCCUUCUCCUCCUCUUCCUCCGCCUCCUCCUCAUGGUCGUCUCACCCCAUGGAUAACGGGCAUCACCGACAUGGGUCUCGACAUUACGGGCAUUACGGACGCCAUCGCAUGGGGCAAGGAUGUCUUCUCCCCGGGCAAGGUUCAGUGGUCAGUGUAGCACUUGAUCGGGCGGGUCUUCAGGCGAGUUCGCCGCCUAGAACACGAAGCGCUGUGUCAUCACUAUCCAGUCGCCCUUCGACGCCGCCUGAAGGUCAUGCGCGCUGUCUCCCGAUCUGCCUAUAUCGUUUCUCUUCAAGAGUCCCACGGCGAUCAGCCUGCGGUCAAACGAGGUCUGCCAGCACGCAGGCCUACUAACUCAUCAAGUGUUUGCGUCGUACGCCCCAG
Molecule: messenger RNA, 1855 nt
Organism: Prorocentrum cordatum
Lineage: Eukaryota; Dinophyceae; Prorocentrales; Prorocentraceae
Source: the annotation of a GenBank genome assembly